Pteronotus mesoamericanus is the source of this 2460-nucleotide messenger RNA. RefSeq names its product poly(A) polymerase alpha (gene PAPOLA). The record is from RefSeq and is a predicted model, not a curated record. Gene Ontology annotation, molecular function: poly(A) RNA polymerase activity; RNA binding. NCBI's taxonomy places the organism in Eukaryota, Metazoa, Chordata, Mammalia, Chiroptera, Mormoopidae. Bases 214 to 2454 code for a protein of 746 amino acids. The transcript is spliced from 22 exons. Gene Ontology annotation, cellular component: nucleus.
UCUAGAACGUUGCUGUGGUAGCGCUCGGGCGCCAUGUUAGGACGAAGGGGAAGGAGGAGAAGCGCUUAAAGCGGCGGGAGCGGGUGCGGGAGUGGGGUUGGACCCAGGGCUGCGGCAGGCCCCCCUCCCUCCCGCCUCAGUGGAUCAUGCCCAGGGCGGCAGCGGCGGCGGUUGCGGGGGGGAAGUGACUGGGCGGUGCCGGCGCAGGAAACGAUGCCGUUUCCAGUCACAACGCAGGGAUCACAGCAGACACAGCCGCCGCAGAAGCACUAUGGCAUCACCUCUCCUAUCAGCCUAGCGGCCCCCAAGGAGACGGACUGCCUGCUCACACAGAAGCUGAUUGAGACUCUGAAGCCCUUCGGGGUUUUUGAAGAGGAAGAGGAACUGCAGCGCAGGAUUUUAAUUUUGGGAAAAUUAAAUAACCUGGUAAAAGAAUGGAUACGAGAAAUCAGUGAAAGCAAGAAUCUUCCACAAUCUGUAAUUGAAAAUGUUGGCGGAAAAAUUUUUACAUUUGGAUCUUACAGAUUAGGAGUACACACGAAAGGUGCCGAUAUUGAUGCAUUGUGUGUUGCACCAAGACAUGUUGAUCGAAGUGACUUUUUCACCUCAUUCUAUGAUAAAUUGAAAUUACAGGAAGAAGUAAAAGAUUUAAGAGCUGUUGAAGAGGCAUUUGUGCCAGUUAUCAAACUGUGUUUUGAUGGGAUAGAGAUUGAUAUUUUAUUUGCAAGAUUAGCACUGCAGACUAUUCCAGAAGACUUGGACUUACGAGAUGACAGUCUGCUUAAAAAUUUAGAUAUACGAUGCAUAAGAAGUCUUAAUGGUUGCAGGGUAACCGAUGAAAUUUUACACCUAGUACCAAACAUUGACAACUUCAGGUUAACUCUGAGAGCUAUCAAACUGUGGGCCAAACGCCACAACAUCUAUUCCAAUAUAUUAGGUUUCCUCGGUGGUGUUUCCUGGGCUAUGCUAGUAGCAAGAACUUGCCAGCUUUAUCCAAAUGCAAUAGCAUCAACUCUUGUACAUAAAUUUUUCUUGGUAUUUUCUAAAUGGGAAUGGCCAAAUCCAGUGCUAUUGAAACAGCCUGAAGAAUGCAAUCUUAAUUUGCCUGUAUGGGACCCAAGGGUAAACCCCAGUGAUAGGUACCAUCUUAUGCCUAUAAUUACACCAGCAUACCCACAACAGAACUCCACGUACAAUGUGUCCGUUUCAACACGGAUGGUCAUGGUUGAGGAGUUUAAACAAGGUCUUGCUAUCACAGAUGAAAUUUUGCUGAGUAAGGGAGAGUGGUCCAAACUUUUUGAAGCUCCAAACUUCUUUCAAAAGUACAAGCAUUAUAUUGUACUUCUAGCAAGUGCACCAACAGAAAAACAACGCCUAGAAUGGGUGGGCUUGGUGGAAUCAAAAAUCCGAAUCUUGGUUGGAAGCUUGGAGAAGAAUGAAUUUAUUACACUGGCUCAUGUGAAUCCCCAGUCAUUUCCAGCACCCAAAGAAAAUCCUGACAAGGAAGAAUUUCGCACGAUGUGGGUGAUUGGGUUAGUGUUUAAAAAAACCGAAAACUCUGAAAAUCUCAGUGUUGAUCUCACCUAUGAUAUUCAGUCUUUCACAGAUACAGUUUAUAGGCAAGCAAUAAACAGCAAGAUGUUUGAGGUGGACAUGAAAAUUGCUGCAAUGCAUGUAAAAAGAAAGCAACUCCAUGAACUACUACCUAAUCAUGUGCUUCAGAAAAAGAAAAAGCAUUCAACGGAAGGCGUCAGGCUGACACCUCUGAACGAGAACAGCCUCGACUUGUCUAUGGACAGUGAUAACAGCAUGUCUGUGCCUUCACCCACUAGUGCUAUGAAGACCAGUCCAUUGAACAGCUCUGGCAGCUCUCAGGGCAGAAACAGUCCUGCUCCAGCUGUAACGGCAGCAUCUGUGACCAACAUACAGGCUACUGACGUUUCUGUGCCACAGGCAAAUUCCAGCGAAAGCUCAGGGGGCAAGGAGAUCGGCUUGACAGGUGCAUCGAGUGAAAACAUCCCUCAGACGGCCACACAACCAGCCAUUUCAUCACCACCAAAGCCUGCGGUCUCCAGAGUUGUUUCUUCAACGCGCCUGGUGAACCCGUCACCGAGACCUUCAGGAAACGCAGCAACAAAAGUACCUACUCCUAUGGUAGGAGUCAAAAGGAGAUCCUCGCCUCACAAGGAAGAGAGUCCCAAGAAAACCAGAACAGAAGAGGAUGAAACAAGUGAAGAUGCUCACUGUCCUGCUUUGAGUGGACAUGAUAAAACAGAAACAAAGGAACAACUUGAUACAGAGACAAGUACAACUCAAUCAGAAACUGUUCAGACAGCGGCUUCUCUGUUGGCCUCUCAGAAAACAUCCAGUACAGACCUUUCUGAUAUCCCUGCUCUCCCUGCAAAUCCUAUUCCUGUUAUCAAGAAUUCAAUAAAACUGAGAUUGAAUCGGUAAAAACAA